UUGCCACUUGUAGGGACACAAAGCAGUGCAAAGAUGGCCGGCGAAAACGUGAGUGUGAUCUUCAAACUUUACUGCCUGACAGUAAUGACACUGGUGGCAGCUACAUACACGGUGGCAUUAAGGUACACAAGGACCAUUUCAUCUGGAGAUCUGUACUUCUCCACGACUGCAGUGUGCAUAACUGAGGUCAUUAAACUAAUCCUGAGUCUUGGGAUGCUGACGAAAGAAACGGGAAGCUUCAUUAGACUUAAGCACGCCAUCAAGGAGCACAUCUUCCUCAGCCCCAAAGAGCUGCUGAAGCUGAGCGUGCCCUCACUGGUGUACGCCGUUCAGAACAACAUGGCCUUUGUCGCACUGAGUAACCUUGAUGCGGCCGUUUAUCAGGUGACCUACCAGCUGAAGAUCCCGUGCACGGCCCUGUGCACAGUCCUCAUGCUGAAUCGAUCUCUCGGCCGGAUGCAGUGGUUUUCAGUUUUCAUGCUCUGCGGCGGCGUCACUCUCGUCCAGUGGAAGCCGGCGGAGGCCACGAAAGUUCAAAUUGAGCAGAACCCCCUAAUCGGCUUCUCUGCCAUUGCUGUUGCUGUCCUCUGCUCAGGAUUUGCAGGCGUAUACUUUGAGAAAGUGCUGAAGAGCUCGGACACGUCUCUGUGGGUCAGAAACAUCCAGAUGUACCUGUCUGGCAUUGUGGUCACCCUGGUUGGCGUUUACAUGAACGAUGGACAGGAAGUCCUGGAGAAAGGCUUCUUCUUUGGAUACACACCCUGGGUGUGCUUCGUAGUUUUUCUGGCCAGUGUCGGUGGCCUUUACACGUCGGUGGUGGUGAAGUACACAGACAACAUCAUGAAGGGCUUCUCUGCUGCAGCUGCUAUUGUUCUGUCAACAGUGGCAUCGGUCCUAUUGUUUGGACUGCAGAUAACAAUCACAUUCGCCUCUGGAGCAAUCCUCGUGUGCAUUUCCAUUUACUUGUAUGGACUUCCAAAGCAAGACACAUCUAAACUGAGCCGGCAAGACAAAGACGUGGACGCAGAGUCCAAACAGAAACUCAUAACUGUGUGA
Menidia menidia (Atlantic silverside) is the source of this 1056-nucleotide messenger RNA. Lineage: Eukaryota; Metazoa; Chordata; Actinopteri; Atheriniformes; Atherinopsidae. The record is from the annotation of a GenBank genome assembly.